Molecule: messenger RNA, 876 nt
Organism: Rhizopus microsporus ATCC 52813
Lineage: Eukaryota; Fungi; Mucoromycota; Mucoromycetes; Mucorales; Rhizopodaceae
Exons: 4
Coding region: 1-876 (291 amino acids)
Biological process (GO): translational initiation
Cellular component (GO): eukaryotic translation initiation factor 3 complex, eIF3m
Molecular function (GO): translation initiation factor activity; metallopeptidase activity; translation initiation factor binding
Source: RefSeq, a predicted model, not a curated record
AUGACUACCAAGUUGGACACUUUGACAGUAAACUUCUCCAGUGCACCCUACCAGCGUGCUUUUACUGCAUCUACUAGCCCUGUUGUCUUGUUUAAUAUCCUGGAUCACUACUUGCGCCGCAAUGAACCCGAAACUAAAGUUGUUGGUGCCAUUCUAGGUGCUCGAAGCACCGAUGGUACUGAAGUAGAGAUCCGAAACGCUUUUGCUUUGAUUUACACUACCGAAGAAAAUGAAAUUAGCCUUGACAGAGAACAUUAUCGUGCCAUGUACGAAUUACAUCAAAGAGUUAAUCCAGAAGAGAUUAUUCUUGGUUGGUAUACUGCUGGAAAAGACUUGACUCCUUCUUGCACUCCCGUACAAUCUUUCUUUACUGAAGAUACGUCUCCCUUCCAACCUAUUCAUAUUACUGUUGAUAUUGAUGCUCUCUUCAAGAGCUCUGAUAUGGGUCUUUCUGCCUAUGCUUGUGCUCCUGUUGGAUUUUCUAGCAAGCCAGGAGACUGCUUAUUCUUGUCUGUCCCAUGUGAAGUGAAAUACCUUGAUGCUGAAAGAAGUGGAUCCAAAUCAAACGAUAACCGUACUGCCUCAUUAAUCUCAGAUAUGGAUCAUCUUGAAAUUGCUGUCACUAAGCUUCAGGAAAUGCUUGAAAGAAUCAGUAAAUAUGUUGAUGGUGUUGUCAGCGGUGAAGUGCAACCUAAUAACGCCAUUGGCAGAUACAUCAUGGAUACCGUUUCCGUUGUGCCCAAGAUUGACAGCACAUCAUUCGAAAAAAUGUUCAACUCUCACUUGCAAGACCUCUUGAUGGUAGUUUAUCUUGCCAAUAUGACACGUACACAACUCGCUGUUGCUGAACGUUUACAAUUAUUGGUUCCAAACUAA